This is a messenger RNA of Amaranthus tricolor (Joseph's coat), 132 nucleotides long. Lineage: Eukaryota; Viridiplantae; Streptophyta; Magnoliopsida; Caryophyllales; Amaranthaceae. The record is from the annotation of a RefSeq genome assembly.
AUGGAAACAGCAACUCUAGUCGCCAUCUUUAUAUCUGGUUUACUUGUAAGUUUUACUGGGUAUGCUUUAUAUACCGCUUUUGGGCAACCCUCUCAACAACUAAGAGAUCCCUUCGAGGAACACGGAGAUUAG